Messenger RNA from Culex pipiens pallens (northern house mosquito), 1904 nucleotides. RefSeq lists its product as uncharacterized. The record is from RefSeq and is a predicted model, not a curated record. The coding region runs from base 381 to 1904 and encodes 507 amino acids. NCBI's taxonomy places the organism in Eukaryota, Metazoa, Arthropoda, Insecta, Diptera, Culicidae. The transcript is spliced from 3 exons.
GGCAAAACUUUUCUGAUAGAAGAAAAGUAUUGACAUUGAGUUUGUAAUUUAUGAUUUUUCUUUUUAUCAAUUACUAUUCGAAAAAAAAAUUAAAUGCCUUUCAAACCGCUCGUUUUGCUAAAUAACUAGUGUUGAUUUAGAGCAGUAAACGUGAUCAUUUAUGGUACGUCCAAAACCGCAUAGCGGAUCUCGGGAGAAAUUUUAGGCACGAGGCUCAUGAUGAUUGAUGAUUUCUGGGAUUAGUUUGGGGAUUGUGGUGACCUAUUUCUGGAGCCAAAAGAGUAUAAAGGGAACUGCCAGCUGGCGAUUCCUGUUAGUCGUCUCAAGUUUCAGUGAUAUUCGGUACUUAAGGGAUUUUCGCUAGUCUGACGGACGGAAAUAUGAAGUGGAUUUUGCCAGCUGUGGUGCUGGCUUUGAGUGCCAUUAGUGGAGUACAGUGUAGUUUUGGACUCGAUAUAAACCUUCCAAUAUCAACGCAGUCUAUUACGCAAGCAAUUGGAUCCGGCAUUACUUCGGUUGUGAAAGCGAACGGAACGUUGAAGGCUUCCGCGGAAGUGGACACCAGUGGAACUGUACAGAACUUAAUAUACAUCGCGAAUAAUGUGACUUCCCCGAUGAAUCAGCUUCUUGGUGGUGUUUUAUCUGUAACUACUGCGAGGAGUGGCGACGUUUCGACGCUGUUUGAUAAAGUUUCUAUGCUGUUUUCAAGUACAUCAUCGGCAAUCGAUAAGGCUUCAGCCGCAGUAAGCAACCUGGAAGGACUUACGAAGGCAACCUUAAUCCAAGGACUUGGGGAUAACCUGACAUCGCUAUCAAAGAGUCUAACAAAUCUAUCCAGUGGUUGGCAAAACCUCACGGAGGCUGCCAAAAAUGCAGCGAGUUCGCCGACUCCGCUGACCUUGAUGAACAUCGGAACCUACAUCAACGCUAGCAUCUUAGCAAAUGUCACAACUCCACUUAAAGCGGCACACAGCUCUAUUGAUACUAUAGCAACAUUCAUUACCACUAUCGGAACAGAAAGAACGCAGGCCUUAAAUCUCGAAGCAAGGGUGAAUACAAGUAUCAACGAUGGUCUUCGGAACAUUGCAAACGCCGAAAUGAACUUCAACCGCACCAUCGCGGAUGUUUUCCAACGAAUUGGCGUUGCUCAAAUCAACACUUUCAAAAAUAUCAACCAAACUUAUGCGCCCAUUUUUGCAAAGGUAGAUCAGUACAACGGCGGAAACGUUACCAACAUGACCCAAUUCCUCGCGGAUCUGGCAGCUGCCAACGUCAGCCUCACCCAGUUCAUCGAACUAAGCUCGAACUACAGUACGGAACAGAUCUACACCGUACUGCGCGACCAAAUCACGGUCCUCUCCGAAACUCUGCUCAACAUAACGGCCAACAUAACCAACCUGGGCAUCACCAACACCAGCCAGUUUGCAACGCAGUGCACCCAGCGGUACGUGCAGCAAAUUCAGCAGCUUCGCAUCCGAAACCUGGAAAACUGCAUCUCAUCCGAGCUGAACAGCUUCCGGCCUACGCUAACGUUCGUCAACUUCCAACUGGACCUGAUCAAAAACGCCGCUAACGCUCCCUUCACUCAAAUCACGCGAACUUGCCAACGCGGCAAUGGUCAAUGUGCAAGCGCGCUUUUCGCCGCAUUCCCGGAUCACUCGACCAGGAUCCAGAACAAGAUUUCCGUUGUAGCCGGUGGCGUUAGUAACGACGAGCACAUCGUGACUGGGCGAAUCCGUGACUGUAUCAUUGCACAUUCCCAGAAUCAGCGGUUGGUUUGGCUCCAGAAGCAACCAACCUUGUGGCUCGAUAUCUCGCCGAGUUUAGAAGAAUGCAGCUCAGUGCAAAAUCUGCAGAACCCCUCGACUUGCAGCCGAGAAACUCCUCUUAUCGACAGCACGUGA